Triticum turgidum subsp. durum (durum wheat) is the source of this 1041-nucleotide messenger RNA. The record is from the annotation of a GenBank genome assembly. Lineage: Eukaryota; Viridiplantae; Streptophyta; Magnoliopsida; Poales; Poaceae.
AUGAGCAAGCCAUGGAAGAAACGCAAGGAGCUGGAUGAACAUCGCUACUGGAACCACCCAGACGAGCAAGAUAAGCAUUUCUUCAAGGUUAUGAUUGGCGACUUCCAUGAGAAAAUGGUCAUACCAGAUAGGUUUGUCCAACAUUUCAGGUGGCAAACAGGACGAACUAUUAAGCUAGCAUCACGCCAUGGUUACACUUUUGAUGUUCAGAUUACCAAGAAUUUGGAGAAACUAGUCCUUGAUUCGGGAUGGAAGGCGUUUGCUCGUGCCCAUGACUUGAGAACGGGGGACUUUCUUGUGUUCAAGUAUGAUGGCCACUCUCAACUGAAGGUUUUGAUCUUUGGGCCGAGCGGUUGCGAGAAAAUUCAGGCAUGCAAUCUCAAGAAAAAUGCUGCUCCUGGUAAAGAAUGGUGGGGAAACACUGCUGGCUUUGUAAACACUUGUCAUGAUCUUCCCAUGAAAUUUCCACAUAGUGGAAGACAAAUUAGGCCAAGCAAGGAUACCUCAAGGCAGGGGAAUGAUAUCAUCAAUGUCAGCUCGUCGAGCUCUGCUUCAGAUUCAGCAGGAGGUAUUUCAUCUUCAGAAGAUGAUCAUUCCCUGCCAGGUUGUAUCCUCGCAAAUGGCACCCUCUUGAAUCUAAAUGAGGUGCAGAAGAAGCAACUUAAAGAAAAACUCAGAGCUAUUAAUUCCGAAAUCCCCAUUUAUGGGUGUGUCAUAAGGAAGAGCAGUAUUUACGGAGCAACCCGUAGCCUUGAUAUAUCAAGAAAAUAUGCUGAAGUAUACCUUCCAUUUAAGGAACAAAUGCUGACCCUUCAGCGCCAUGGCAAGAAGUGGGAAGUGCGUUGUCGUGUUAAGAAGAACAAAAACAAAAGGCUCAUGAGAGGAUGGAAGCAUUUUGCGCGUGGCAACAACUUGACGCUCGGAGAUGCCUGCCUCUUUGAGCUACUAAGAAACAAGAAGAAGUAUGUGAUGAAUGUCCAUAUCAUUCACAAAUCCCUUUACAAGAGGAAAUGCGCAUCUGAAGGAAAGCUGGCCACAUGA